This is a messenger RNA of Hippoglossus stenolepis (Pacific halibut), 1164 nucleotides long. RefSeq names its product mucin-5AC-like. The record is from RefSeq and is a predicted model, not a curated record. NCBI's taxonomy places the organism in Eukaryota, Metazoa, Chordata, Actinopteri, Pleuronectiformes, Pleuronectidae. The annotation marks the transcript as partial. The transcript has 2 exons.
ACCACAGCAACUACAUCUCCAACAUCAGCAACUACAGUCCCAUCUACAACAACUACAGCUCCAACUACAGCCCCAACUACAGCAACUACAGCUCCAAACACAGCAACUACAACUCCAACCACAGCAACUACAGCUCCAAUCACAGCAACUACAGUCCCAACUACAACAACUACAGCUCCAACCACAGCAACUACAGCUCCAACCACAGCAACUACAGUUCCAACAUCAGCAACUACAGCUCCAACAUCAGCAACUACAGUCCCAUCUACAACAUCUACAGCUCCAACUACAGCCCCAACUACAGCUCCAAACACAGCAACUACAGCUCCCACCACUGCAACUACAGCCCCAACUACAACAACUACAGGUCCAACCACAGGAACUACAGCUCCAACCACAGCAACUACAGCCCACACUACAACAACUACAGCUCCAACCACAGCAACGACAGCUCCAACCACAGCAACUACAGCCACAACUACAAACACUACAGCUCCAUCCACAGCAACUACAGCUCCAACUACAACUACAGCUCCAACUACAGCCCCAACUACAACAACUACAGCUCGAACCACAGCAACUACAGCUCCAACCACAGCAACUACAGCAACUACAGCUCCAAUUACAGCAACUACAGCUCCAAUCACAGCAACUACAGCCCCAACUACAACUACAGCUUCAACCACAGCAACUACAGUCCCAACAACUACAGCUCCAACUACAGCUCCAACUACAGCCCCAACUACAACAACUACAGCUCCAACCACAGCAACUACAGCUCCAACCACAGCAACUGCAGCUCCAACAUCAGCAACUACAGUCCCAUCUACAAUAACUACAGCUCCAAUCACAGCAACUACAGCUCCAACCACAGCAACUACAGUCCCAACUACAACAACUACAGCUCCAACUACAGCCCCAACUAUAACAACUACAGCUCCAACCACAGCAACUACAGCUCCAACCACAGCAACUGCAGCUCCAACAACAGCAACUACAGCUCCAACUACAGCAACUACAGCUCCAACUACAACCCCAACUACAGCAACUACAGCUCCAAACACAGCAACUACAACUCCAACCACAGCAACUACAGCUCCAACUACAGCAACUACAGCUCCAACCACAGCAACUACAGUCCCAACUACAACAACUACAGCUCCA